AUGCACAAAUACUUCAUUCUAUUUCUUGCACUAAUAGUUUCCUUCCAUGAUUGCAAUCUUACCCAUGCAAGGAAGAUCAAAAGAAAGCCAUUGAACACAAACAUUGAAAAAAAUAAUCCCCAUCCUAUUAUUCCUACCCUUCCACAACCCAAAUCCAGUGUUAAUAACGUUCCUGGUCAUGCUCCAUCGUCAAACAAACACAAAAUGACACCAAAUAAUGGUAUGAAGGCAAUGGUGACAAUUCAACGUCCAAAGAAUGAAGUUUCUACAAAUGGGGUUGGUCCAGGUCCUAGCCCUAGUAUUGGUCACAAGAAAUCUAAUAUUAUGAAAUCAAUGGGAGCAGUAGAGAAUCGAGAUGCUAAUAAUAAUAAGGUUUCUGUGAAUGGAGUUGGUCCUGGUCAUAGUCCUGGUGUUGGUCACAAGAAACUUGGCAAGGUUUCCAUCAAUGGAGUCGGGCCGGGUCCUAGCCCCGGUGAUGGUCACUAA
This is a messenger RNA of Arachis stenosperma, 486 nucleotides long. RefSeq names its product precursor of CEP9-like. Bases 1 to 486 code for a protein of 161 amino acids. The record is from RefSeq and is a predicted model, not a curated record. The transcript has a single exon. NCBI's taxonomy places the organism in Eukaryota, Viridiplantae, Streptophyta, Magnoliopsida, Fabales, Fabaceae.